AUGAAAAUUGGUAUAUUGACGGGCGGCGGUGACGUCCCCGGUCUAAACCCCUGUAUCAAGGCCGUUGUGCAUCGAUGCAUUGACGACGGACACGAAAUUGUAGGCCUACGUCGUGGCUGGGCUGGCUUGCUCAACAUCAACCGCGAUGAUCCCGACACGGUGGACCAAUAUACGAUUCCGCUGGAUAAAGCUCGCGUCCGUACCGUGGAUCGCACCGGCGGUACCUUCCUUCACACAAGCCGCACCAAUCCAGGCAAGGUACGCCCCAAUGACGUUCCCGAGUUCCUCAAGGAUCCCAACCAUCCCGAGGCAGAAGCCGCUGAUCAGAGCCUGCGCGACUUCACUCCCCACGUUCUGAAGAACCUAGAGUUCCUUGGCAUUGAUCGCCUAAUUCCGAUUGGCGGUGACGAUACGCUAAGCUACGGUGAGCGCAUUCACAGUGAUGGGUUCCCCGUGGUGGCGAUUCCGAAGACCAUGGAUAACGACGUCUACGGCACGGAUUACUGUAUCGGCUUUAGCACGGCGGUCACGCGUAGCGUCCAGUUUAUCCACAACUUGCGGACGAGCGCAGGCUCCCAUGAGCGCAUCUGCGUGGUUGAGCUUUUCGGUCGCAACAGCGGCGAGACGAGCCUAAUCUCGUCCUACCUUGCGGGCGUGGAUCGAGCCAUCAUCUCAGAGGUGCCGUUCGAUCCGGAGAAGCUGGCUAGGCUGGUGGUGGAUGAUAAGGCACGCAACCCGAGCAACUACGCCAUGGUAACGAUUUCAGAAGGCGCGCACAUGGUUGAUGGAAAGGUGGUUGAAUUCGGUGAGGCAGAUGCAUACGGCCAUCGCAAGCUGGGCGGGAUCGGUCAGAUCACCGAGGAAGCGCUCCGCGACAUUACCGGCCAGAACACCAUCUACCAAAAGGUAGCCUACCUCAUGCGUUCGGGCGCGCCAGAUGCCUUGGAUCUAAUGGUAGCGGUUAACUUUGCCAAUGCCGCAAUGGAUCUAGUCCACGAUGGCGAGAGUGGGCGCAUGGUUGCUCUGCGCAACGGUCAGUACACCCACAUCCCAUGA
Messenger RNA from Penaeus monodon (black tiger shrimp), 1056 nucleotides. RefSeq names its product pyrophosphate--fructose 6-phosphate 1-phosphotransferase-like. The coding region runs from base 1 to 1056 and encodes 351 amino acids. The transcript has a single exon. The record is from RefSeq and is a predicted model, not a curated record. Gene Ontology annotation, biological process: canonical glycolysis; fructose 6-phosphate metabolic process; fructose 1,6-bisphosphate metabolic process. Lineage: Eukaryota; Metazoa; Arthropoda; Malacostraca; Decapoda; Penaeidae. Gene Ontology annotation, cellular component: 6-phosphofructokinase complex. Gene Ontology annotation, molecular function: fructose-6-phosphate binding; monosaccharide binding; ATP binding.